This is a messenger RNA of Aspergillus versicolor CBS 583.65, 399 nucleotides long. RefSeq names its product heavy-metal-associated domain-containing protein. The transcript has a single exon. Gene Ontology annotation, molecular function: metal ion binding. The record is from RefSeq and is a predicted model, not a curated record. Lineage: Eukaryota; Fungi; Ascomycota; Eurotiomycetes; Eurotiales; Aspergillaceae. Bases 1 to 399 code for a protein of 132 amino acids.
AUGACAUGUAGCAGCUGCAUUGGAGCUAUCAACGCGGCUCUGAAGACCUUCGACUGGAUAAAAAGAGUCGAUAUCAAUUUGAUCUCGAACAGCGCCACAGUCGUUUUUGAAGGCCGGGAGCAUCUUGCAGAAAUCACGACAACCAUUGAAGAUAUUGGGUACGAGGCAACCUUGAAUGAGGUACAAGAUCUGGAGCGCAGACAGGAUCAAGAUCACCGGAGACAGGUUUCAAUCUAUGUCAGUGGAAUAUACUGUGAUCAUUGCCCUCCUCGAAUCCUUGAAUCUCUAAGGCGCUGUGAUGGAGAAGUAAAGAUCGAGAAACUGUUGAGCCGCGUCGACCCUAUCUUGAACAUCAGCUAUACUUUCUUGCCGCAGACGUCUUCCAUCGUCGUGCAUUAA